This is a messenger RNA of Malus domestica (apple), 995 nucleotides long. Its product is annotated as beta-mannosyltransferase 1. Lineage: Eukaryota; Viridiplantae; Streptophyta; Magnoliopsida; Rosales; Rosaceae. The record is from RefSeq and is a predicted model, not a curated record.
GCUUCGUAACUCAGUAACUCACAACCAAAAGCGAGACAUGGCAGCAUAGCCAAAGAAAUUCCAAAUCCUUGUUUGUCUCCUUCCUCGGCAAUCGCCGCCCAGCCGGACAGUCGUCCUCCGUCCCUAAACCGAGGAAGAGACCGCGUCGAUGAUUCAGUGAGCGUGUUAGGGUUUUAGAAAUCAGGGAUUCGUGCGUAUUCGAGAUCGGAGAUGUCUCUGAGAAUCAAAGUGGUGGUGGACAAGUUCGUCCAGGAGCUCAAGGAAGCUCUGGAUGCCGAUAUCCAAGACAGAAUCAUGAAGGAGCGGGAGAUGCAGAGCUACAUCGAAGAGCGGGAACGCGAGGUCGCCGAGCGCGAAGCUGCUUGGAAGGCCGAGCUCUCUCGCCGCGAGGCAGAGAUUGCCAGACAAGAAGCACGGCUGAAAAUAGAGAAAGAAAACCUUGAGAAAGAGAAGAGCGUUCUUAUGGGAACCGCGUCGAAUCAAGAUAACCAAGAUGGAGCACUUGAAAUCACUGUCAGUGGUGAAAAGUAUCGGUGUCUCAGGUUUGCAAAGGCAAAGAAAUGAGGCAUUUGAAGGGUGCAGAAAAAAGAAGAAGAAGAAGCUCGGUAUUGCCUCGAUUAGAUCUGAUCUUCUACUUGCUUCAUUUUGCAAACUUCAUUCUUUGUACGAAUGCUCCAAUUCUGUAUAUCCUGGCAUCUCAUUGCAAUGAACUCCCCAAGACUUGUCGUUUGCUGCGAUUUAACCAAGUAAGCAGGGUUCCAGUUCUUGAAAACAAGCUAGUGUUGAUAUGAUUGCUUCUUAACCUCAAAACUAUCUCCAUAUCUGAUGAUUUAGUAAACUUGGAAAGUUCUGAGCUGCAUGAUUGUUUAAUUACUUCUUCUGUAAUUUAUUGUAACAUGUUGCAACCUACAUUGUUUCGGAUUAAGAUAGUUUAAGACAAAUUGUGUCGCUCAAGUUUUUGUUAGUAAACAUCGUUUGGAUCUAUUUUGGUCUCA